Messenger RNA from Papaver somniferum (opium poppy), 2078 nucleotides. Its product is annotated as E3 ubiquitin-protein ligase DA2L-like. Bases 406 to 1719 code for a protein of 437 amino acids. Gene Ontology annotation, cellular component: cytoplasm. NCBI's taxonomy places the organism in Eukaryota, Viridiplantae, Streptophyta, Magnoliopsida, Ranunculales, Papaveraceae. The transcript is spliced from 8 exons. The record is from RefSeq and is a predicted model, not a curated record.
AAUACCUGUCUGGCUGUGUCUGUCUCUCUUAAAGGCUCCUUCCAAGGUAGAAAAGGAAAAUGAAGAUUAAAAGAGUAAAAGAAACAAAAACAAACACGAAAUUACAAAAACAGGAAAACUUGAUCGAUCUUUUUCUCAAUUAUUUUUUAUUCUCGUUUCUUCCGUCUUCGGAAUUCAUUUUGUCGAAUUUUCUGUGAAGAAUUUUAGGGUUUGUUUUGGUUGAUUUCUUUAGUGAGGGUGAAUUAGGGUUGUGAAAUUGAAGAGGUGUGGAAAUUUGUCAAGACGUGUUUAGUAGGAAGAAAAGGUAUGAUGAUCGUCGCUGUUGGUUUGUUUUCAGUUGUAAAGAGAUAACACAGUAUAUAUACCACAAGUGAAGAAAAAGAAGAAACCUUUUUGGAUUGGAUUAUGGGAAAUAAGUUGGGUAAACGAAGACAAGUGGUGGAUGAAAAGUAUACAAGACCACAAGGAUUGUAUCAACAUAAAGAUGUUGAUCAUAAGAAACUAAGGAAAUUAAUUCUUGAUUCUAAAUUAGCUCCUUGUUAUCCUGGAGAUGAUGAGUCUGCUUUUGAUCUUGAAGAAUGCCCAAUUUGCUUCUUGUAUUAUCCAAGUCUCAACCGCUCAAGAUGUUGUACCAAAGGCAUAUGUACAGAGUGUUUUUUGCAGAUGAAACCUCCUCAUUCUACUCGUCCUACACAAUGUCCAUUUUGCAAAACAUCGAAUUAUGCUGUGGAAUAUUGUGGUAUGAGGUCAAAAGAGGAGAAAGGCAUGGAGCAAGUCGAAGAGCAAAGAGUUAUAGAAGCAAAAAUACGGAUGCAACAACAAGAACUUGUGGAUGAGGAAGAGAGAAUGCAAAGAAGGCAAGAUAUUGGUUCAUCUAGCACAACUAUGAUCGCUGGGGAAGUUGGAUAUACAGAUCUAUCAAGUAGCUCCCUGCCAGGUCCAUCGUUCGGUUCCCCUAUAGGAUGUGAUGACAUUGUCUCUUCUCAAGACACGUGUUCUGCUCCUACGAUUAGACGACCAUCACGCUCUAGGCAGAACAGGGAAAAUCAGUUUGACCUAGAUCUAGAGGACAUUAUGGUGAUGGAAGCAAUCUGGCUUUCCAUUCAGAAUACCGAGUCACAGAGGAAUACGGCUCAUGGUGAUGCUUCUAUAUCCGAACCCUUAGUCACAGAAUUUCGUUCAGUAUCUCCAGCGAUAGUCCCAGUAGUUGGAGCAGGAGCAGAAACAUCUUCAUCCCCUUCAGGUGGUCUAGCUUGUGCAAUUGCUGCCCUUGCUGAGCGUCAGCAUAUGGAUAGGGAAUCCACUAGCGAUGCUGGAAAUAAUUCAUCAGUUCCUUUCGACAUGCUUCCAGAUUCUGGCAGCCUGCCGCAUUCUGGGGAGGAGCAGGGAGGAGGGCAGGGUUAUAAUAUGCCCAAUAAUUGGAUUGAAGUUUCACCUGACAGUGGGAGGGCAUUGUCUGGAGGAGAGGAAGGCGAGUGGGGUGGGAUUGACCAUGGAUCAGAGGUAGCCGAGGCAGGUACAAGCUAUGCAAGUUCUGAUGCUGCUGCUGAAGUUGCAUUACCACCACCUCUCCUGAAAGCAGGAGAUCAUCAUUUCCAGUCUAACAUCAACGGAUCUGUUAUGCCUGAAAGUUUUGAGGAGCAGAUGAUGCUGGCUAUGGCUGUUUCGCUAGCGGAGGCUCGUGCGAGGUCAAAUGCGCAAGGAGUGGCAUGGCUUUAGCUACUUUAUAGGUUCCAUUGUUAAGGGUAUUCCCUUCCGCUGUAUCUUCCUUAUGGUGUUGUUUCUAUUAAGUCUUCCUGCUUUGUAGUGUUUCAUUUACCAAUGUAGAAAAUGGAAAAUAUAGGUAGCUAGUUCUGUCAGUUGAUAAAAGAAUCGAUGGGUCAUGAAACUUGCAAUAAUCUUUCUCUGCUUCUGCCUGUCUUUGGAUCUUUUACUUUGAGUACUUUAGCUUUUUACCCUAGAGUUUGUUAUGGGGGUGUUCUUAAGGGUAAAUAUUACUGAAAUGCUCCCAAAUAUAUGUAUAGUAUCAGAUUCAGAAGUUUGCGAGAUAGUUGUCUCAUACAACUUUUAACAAAAAA